AAGAGCUUAAAGCGGUGGGAGCGGUGCGGGAGUGGGGUUGGACCCAGGGCUGAGGCAGGCCACCCCCUCCCUCCCGCCUCCGUGGAUCAUGCCCAGGGCGGCAGCGGCGGUGGUUGCGGGGGGCGGGGGGGGGGGGGGGAAGUGACUGGGCGGUGCCGGCGCAGGAGACGAUGCCGUUUCCAGUUACAACGCAGGGAUCACAACAAACACAGCCGCCCCAGAAGCAUUAUGGCAUUACCUCUCCUAUCAGCUUAGCAGCCCCCAAGGAGACUGACUGCCUGCUUACACAGAAACUAAUUGAGACUCUGAAGCCCUUUGGGGUUUUUGAAGAGGAAGAGGAACUGCAGCGCAGGAUUUUAAUUUUGGGGAAAUUAAAUAACCUGGUAAAAGAGUGGAUACGAGAAAUCAGUGAAAGCAAGAAUCUUCCACAAUCCGUAAUUGAAAAUGUUGGAGGAAAAAUUUUUACAUUUGGAUCUUACAGAUUAGGAGUACAUACAAAAGGUGCCGAUACUGAUGCGUUGUGUGUUGCACCAAGACAUGUUGAUCGAAGUGACUUUUUCACCUCAUUCUAUGAUAAGUUGAAAUUACAGGAAGAAGUAAAAGAUUUAAGAGCUGUUGAAGAGGCAUUUGUACCAGUUAUCAAACUGUGUUUUGAUGGGAUAGAGAUUGAUAUUUUGUUUGCAAGACUAGCACUGCAGACUAUUCCAGAAGACUUGGACUUACGAGAUGACAGUCUGCUUAAGAAUUUAGAUAUAAGAUGCCUAAGAAGUCUUAACGGUUGCAGGGUAACCGAUGAAAUUUUACAUCUAGUACCAAACAUUGACAACUUCAGGUUAACUCUGAGAGCUAUCAAACUGUGGGCCAAACGCCACAACAUCUAUUCCAAUAUAUUAGGUUUCCUCGGUGGUGUUUCCUGGGCUAUGCUAGUAGCAAGAACUUGCCAGCUUUAUCCAAAUGCAAUAGCAUCAACUCUUGUACAUAAAUUUUUCUUGGUAUUUUCUAAAUGGUAUGUGUUUAGAUUAUAUUAAAAUAAAAUUGAUUGUAGAC
Molecule: messenger RNA, 1047 nt
Organism: Zalophus californianus (California sea lion)
Lineage: Eukaryota; Metazoa; Chordata; Mammalia; Carnivora; Otariidae
Product: poly(A) polymerase alpha-like
Exons: 1
Coding region: 171-1028 (285 amino acids)
Cellular component (GO): nucleus
Molecular function (GO): poly(A) RNA polymerase activity
Source: RefSeq, a predicted model, not a curated record